Colossoma macropomum (tambaqui) is the source of this 1251-nucleotide messenger RNA. It is a transcript of the gene dmbx1a, whose product is annotated as diencephalon/mesencephalon homeobox 1a. Lineage: Eukaryota; Metazoa; Chordata; Actinopteri; Characiformes; Serrasalmidae. The record is from RefSeq and is a predicted model, not a curated record. Gene Ontology annotation, molecular function: DNA-binding transcription factor activity, RNA polymerase II-specific; RNA polymerase II transcription regulatory region sequence-specific DNA binding. Gene Ontology annotation, biological process: regulation of transcription by RNA polymerase II.
CAGCAGGACGAGCGGAUGUGGAACUGAUAUAUUCAUAUAAAGAAGCAGAACUCAGAAGAUAUUAUUUCUGCUGGAGAGAGAAACAGAGCGGCGGUGGUCAUGCAGCAUUACGGAGUGAACGGCUAUUCCCUGCACGCGAUGAACUCUCUGAGCGCCAUGUAUAACCUCCACCAGCAGGCGGCGCAGCAGGCGCAGCACACCGCCGACUACAGACCGUCAGUGCACGCGCUCACACUGGCCGAGAGACUGGCAGACAUCAUCCUGGAGGCUCGAUACGGCUCUCAGCACCGCAAGCAGCGGCGGAGCCGCACGGCCUUCACCGCGCAGCAGCUCGAGGCGCUGGAGAAGACCUUCCAGAAGACGCACUACCCGGACGUGGUGAUGCGCGAGCGCCUGGCCAUGUGCACCAACCUGCCCGAGGCGCGCGUCCAGGUUUGGUUCAAGAACCGCCGGGCGAAGUUCCGUAAGAAGCAGCGCAGCCUGCAGAAGGAGCAGCUGCAGAAGCAGAAAGAAGCGUCCCCUGACGGAGCUCUGGGAACCAGCGAGAAGAACGAGUCUCCUUCCACCAUCAGCCUGGAGAACCCACUGCCUCCUUCAUCCUCCUCCUCCUCCUCUUCCUCCAUGGAGGCUGAGGGGCCGCAGCACACUCUAGGCUCGGAGCUGAGCGUGGAGCUGAACGUCACCUCAGCCGAGCAGUCGGGGAGCGAGUCCGCCACGGAGGAUAACACCACGGACCGGGAGGAGGAGCUGAAGCCUCAGAGAGACGAGCUGAAGGCAGAGAAGCUGCAGUCUGGAGCGCAAUCGCCCGCCUGCAAACGCCUCAGCCCUAAACCAGAUUCUCCCCUCGGCUCUCCGGUGAUCGCGUCCUCGUCGCUGGGAGUCAGCGGGGUCUCCCAGAGCCACUCGUACUCCUCUUCCCCGCUCAGCCUCUUCCGGUUACAGGAGCAGUUCCGUCAGCACAUGGCUGCCACCAACAACCUGGUGCACUACCCGUCCUUCGACAUGGCGGCCCCCUCCUCCAUCCCCUACCUGGGCAUGAACGUCAACAUGCCGGCGCCGCUGGGCUCGCUGCCCUGCCAGUCUUACUACCAGUCCCUGUCUCACCACGCCCAGCAGGUGUGGAACAGCCCCCUGCUCCAGGCCUCGGCCAGCCUGCCCAGCCACAACAGCAAAACCACCAGCAUCGAGAACCUGCGCCUCCGGGCCAAGCAGCACGCCGCCUCGCUGGGGCUGGACACGCUGCCCAACUGA